Molecule: messenger RNA, 1509 nt
Organism: Cladocopium goreaui
Lineage: Eukaryota; Dinophyceae; Suessiales; Symbiodiniaceae
Source: the annotation of a GenBank genome assembly
AUGCCUACCGACCAGGCUUUUGCAACUCCAUCGCCCUCACCUUCGGAGACUCAGGCUCCCACAGAGGUCGCAACGCCGGCCACACUGGCCACUGCUGAGGACUGUGAUGGUGAAACCUGGGAUGAUGGGGACGAUGAACUGCCUACAAUUCCAGCACUUCCAGAUGAUCGUUUGGCGUUCGAGCCCGUCACGCCACCAACAGUUCUGUCGAGGGCAUCGACACUUGGUUCAGUGGAGUUUGCGAAAGCAGCUACAACUACCCCUCCUCCUGUCCCAAAGCCUUCUGUGAAACGUGAGCUGCUGUUCGAUCCCUGCGAAACCCCCAAGAAAGCCAAAGCACCAGUACCAACCUCGAAACGUCCAUCUAUUUCUGUGGUGAUCAAAGCUGAGAAGGUGGCCCCAACUGCUGCCAAGUCAGGGAACAGCCGUGUGGAAAACCCUGCAGCGCCAACGACUGCUGUGCCAGUCAAGCAACCGGUUGGGGCACCACCUCCGACCCUGAACCCACCAGCCAAAACUGAAGCAGCAAUGCCAAAACCAGUGGCCACACCUGCAAGGGCAGCAGCAAAGGCAACCGUUAGUGAACGAACACAUGACAACCAGCAGGCAGCAGCCACACUCCGCAGACUGAAACCCAUGCCUUCAAGUCCAGUUUCAUCACCUGCAGGGACACAUGAACCUACCCCACAAGAGAUGGCUGACCGCCGCCUUGCCAACAAGAUGAGCGCACUGACUGAUGAAGAAAUGGAUCAGAUUGCUCUUGAAAACGCUAUCCUUCAGGAGUUGGCCGGUAAGAGUGAUGAUGAAAUUGAUGCAAUGUUCGAGGAGAUCAAACGUCACCCUUUGUUCAAAAAGUUUGCCCAGGUGCAGCGUGAGGAAACGGGUGAUGAUGAAUGGACCUUUGAGGAUACUGAUCAAAUUCCAAUUUGGGAAAUGUGGGUUCAAAAAUAUGUAAAGCCCCCUCCAAAGGCGAAGCCAAGCAGCCCAGAGCACAAGGACGUCACACCGGAGCCCAAGCAAGUCGCCUUGCCCAAAGCUGGCAUUUUGCGCAUUGCACCUCCCCCUGCAAAGCACCCUGCAGUGGCCUUGCCCCCGUCCCCAGCAAAGGCAAGCAGCCCUACACCAGUGUCCAAGAGUGUGACAGUUGCCUUGCCGCCUGCAGUGGAGCCCAAGGUUUCACCACUGCCCCCUCCUGUCCCGCUGACAGCCCGGCCUGGAGGGUCGAAAGAAGUUUCAGGUUUUACCAUUGCAGUCAAAGAUGGAUCUAAUGUGACGCCAGUGGUUCCAGAGACCUACGAUGAACGAGCAGCUCACCAAGCCGAGUUCAAGAGGAAGCUGAAGAAUCCAGAGGCCAACGAGAUCCCAGAUUGUGUGAUCGAAGCUUGGAACAAGGCUUGUGAGGAGAACUCAAAGACGGCCAAAACAGCCCUGUUCAACACAUGGUUGCAAGCUGGGAAGCAUUUCUCCAUGCUACUUGACUCGCAAAAAAAUAGUGAAAUCAAAAUGUAA